This is a messenger RNA of Microdochium trichocladiopsis, 1041 nucleotides long. RefSeq names its product 39S mitochondrial ribosomal protein L46-domain-containing protein. The transcript is spliced from 3 exons. Gene Ontology annotation, cellular component: mitochondrial large ribosomal subunit. Bases 1 to 1041 code for a protein of 346 amino acids. The record is from RefSeq and is a predicted model, not a curated record. Gene Ontology annotation, molecular function: structural constituent of ribosome. NCBI's taxonomy places the organism in Eukaryota, Fungi, Ascomycota, Sordariomycetes, Xylariales, Microdochiaceae.
AUGGCAGCCACAAGCAGGGGCAGCUUCUUGGCCUCCAGCUUGGUAGCAAGACAAUCUUCGAUAUGCGCCAGCUGUAGGAUAUCCCCAAUUGCCCUCCAGAGCAGAACGUACUCGGCAGCAGCAGAUGCUGCAACAUCAGCCGAAGCCCACCACCUCAAGCCCACCGAGGACAACCCGACCCCUCCCUUCACAACAUCGCGGAAAUCCGAGUACCGCAUAAGAGGCGGCAUCAUCUUGACCCGCGCGCCACUUAUCACGCGGCCGCUCACGCCUUUCGAGAAUGCCUUUUUCUUCUACCAGAAACGCCUAAACGAGCGCCUCGUCCUUCCGUUCCGGCACACAUUGUUCUUCAAGAAGGACACAUCGGCGGAUAUCGACUGGCGGAUCAAGUUCAGAGAGCGCGGAAAAGUUGCGGCCAAGGAACUCGGGAGGUACUACGGCCAGGGCCGCAAUGCGUGGAACGACGAGCUGCUGGUCGGCAGCACUCUAAGCGACGAGGAGCGUGUCCGCCAAAUUCUGCUCAAGGACGCGGAGAGUCGGGUCACCGAGGAUGGAGAGGAGGCACAGCCAGACGACAUUGUCCCUGUUGAGCAGCCCAUGCCUAGACUGACAGAGGCGGACAAGACCAACAAUGUCAGGAGGCUGGACCGAGCACUGGAUCAAACAUUAUAUCUGGUUGUGCAGAAGGAGAAUGGCACGUGGCAGUUCCCUAGUGGAGAUGUCCGAACAGAUGAGAAUUUGCACGAGGCGGUAUCAAGAGUAUUGGAAUCGACAGCUGGUGUCAACAUGAACACCUGGGUCGUUGGACGUGUACCCGUCGCACACCUGGUCACCCAGCCCGAGUUUGCCUCAGACUCGUCGAUCAAGAAGCGCGGCGACAAGGUCUUCUUUCUCAAGGGCCGGAUUAUGGCGGGUCAGGCGGACCUCAAGGACAACAGGAUGGGCUACAAGGACUUCAACUGGCUCACAAAGGACGAGCUCAAGGAGAAGGUGGGCGGGGCGUACUUCAAGGCGGUACGAAACAUGAUGGCCGACAGGUGA